Molecule: messenger RNA, 663 nt
Organism: Mesorhabditis belari
Lineage: Eukaryota; Metazoa; Nematoda; Chromadorea; Rhabditida; Rhabditidae
Source: the annotation of a GenBank genome assembly
AUGAGCUCAAAAUCGGCGUUUGUUCUGGGUGCAAGCGGGAUGGUUGGAAGGCAGAUUGCUGAGGUUUUGAUGAAAAAUCCGGCUUUCUCGCGAAUUGUGCUACUCGGGCGAAGAAGAGUCGAAAUUCCUGAUGCUCCGCCACAUUUGGAACAGCAAGAGAUCGACUUCGACAAUUUGGACCCUCAACAUUUUCAAGGAUUUGAUGUCGGAUUUUGCUCGCUUGGUGUCACGACUAAAGCUGGAAAGGAAAAAAUGCAACAAGUUGAUCACGACUAUGUGGUGGCCACAGCUAAAUUGGCGCGAGAGAACGGAGCGACCGCCUUUUGUUUGGUCACAGCUGCUGGAUCGGAUCCGAAUGCGACUUUUUGGCCGUUUAAGAUUAAGGGUGCCGCUGAACGUGAUGUAGCCGAGUUGGGCUUUGAGAAAUUCAUCGUCGCUCGUCCAUUUCUCAUUGAGGGACCGCGAGAAGAAGUCAGCUUUGGAUAUCGAUGCUCGAAGCUUCUCCUCAAACCGACCUCUCUCUUCACAACAGCGCUUCUCAUUGACGCUCAAGAGAUUGCAAAGGCUCUGAUCAGUUGUACGCUUGACGACGCCCGACAAGGAGUCCAGAUUCUGAGUGCCGCCGAGAUGGGCAAAAUCGCGAAACAGUACAAAGUGGAAAAA